Culicoides brevitarsis is the source of this 3101-nucleotide messenger RNA. Its product is annotated as fibrous sheath CABYR-binding protein-like. Gene Ontology annotation, molecular function: oxidoreductase activity. The coding region runs from base 1 to 1800 and encodes 599 amino acids. NCBI's taxonomy places the organism in Eukaryota, Metazoa, Arthropoda, Insecta, Diptera, Ceratopogonidae. The transcript has 6 exons. The record is from RefSeq and is a predicted model, not a curated record.
AUGGAUACAAACUCUGUGAGUCCAUUGCCACCCCCAGAAGCUCCUCUUGCCAUGAUGGAAGGUGAAAAGACACCCCCACGUUCUCCCGGAGCCGGCGGCGAAGCUGGAGACGGAGCUUUGCCUCCUCCGCCUGACGAGAAUGAUGUCAGUGAAGAGGCACCGCCGCCGGAAGAAGCGCCCGAGGAGACAAAUGAGGGGGAAGAGCCUCCCGGCAGUGACGAUUCGCACGCUACCGUCGUGCAAAGUGUCACAGAGGAGAACGAACGUUCGCCGUCUUCGGGAUCCAAAAAGUCGGGUAAUAAUGAUGACGAAGAAUUGCACACCUUGGACGCCCAAAAGCCUGAAGAUGUGAUUGUGUUGGAGGAUAUUGAAGAUGAACCGAGUCAGGAAGAAUUGCCUGAACCUGCGCCUCAGGCGGAAGACGAACCCGAGGAACAGGAAGAAGAAGAAGAAUUUGUGCCUCCCCCCCCUGAGCCUGAACCUGAACCAGAACCUGAAGAACCUGAAGAUGACGAUGAGAUUGAGGAAAUUCUCUUGGAAGAAGUUCCGCCGCCCGAAAUUGAAGAAAUUACCGAAGAGCCUGAAGAGUCAGAAAGUGUCGUUGAAACAGUUGAAGAACUACCUCCUCCGCCUGCACAAUUCACAUCUUCGACGGAAGCGACCUCUGCACCGGAAACGCGAACUACGAAUAACGUAACUACCGCUACUGUGGAAAAACCGACAACUAACGAUCAUAACAACGACGCUGACGUGAUAGAAGAAGAACACAAAAAAGCUGAAAAACCGACAACGACGACGAUAGAUAUAGAACCUACUUUACCUACAAUUAAGAAAAUCGACUCAACGGACCUCAAACCAAAGAAACAAGAACUUCCACAAACAACAAAAGUAACAACAACAACAAAUGAAUGCGCGCCAUCGACAUCGACGACAUCUGCGGCGAAUACGUCAACUUCAGUUAAUAACGAUUCACAAAUAAUUACAGUUCCUAUCUUUAAUGAACCCGAAAUGCCCACUGUGUUAGAAAAGAAACCCCUACCCGAUAUCUCAAGCAACAGGCGGUACGAUGACGAUCCAGAUAAAAUUUGGAAUUGCGGCGCAUGGUUCGAGUACAUUUUGGUUGUUGUAGUCUCGUCGCUCUUGUUGCUGGCUGCCACGGUACUCACGCUCUUUUGGGCCAUUUACUACCGACAAGGAUUCGAUCUCACGGAUGCCGACAAGAAAUUCAAUUUGCAUCCCGUUUUGAUGGUUGGCGGUUAUAUUACACUCUCAGGAUUUUCUAUCAUAUUGUACCGCAUUUGCCGAUGCUGUUCGCACUUGAUGGUUAAGUUGAUCCAUGCCUUGUUCCAUGCUUUGGCCAUUCCAUGCAUCGUGAUCGGCUUCCUCGUCGUUUGGGACUACAAGAACCAAACUGGAGCUGCUCACUUUUAUUCGUUGCACUCGUGGCUCGGAUUGAUUACCAUGGGACUCUUUGCAUUGCAGUUCGUAUUGGGAUUCUUCAGCUUCCUCAUCUUGUUAUGCUGCGAUAACGCUACCUACAAAUUCCGUUCAGUAAUGGUACCCAUCCAUGCUAUUUUCGGCAUCAUCACUUUCAUGUUGGCUAUCGCAACUGCCCUCACUGGAUUCUUGCAAAAGGCUCGUUUCGACUUGGGGUCUGACUACAAUCUUUUCGCUGAAGAGGGUAUCAUCGUCAACACCAUUGGCGUUGUCUUGAUUGGUCUCGGUUGCAUUGUACCAUUUGCCGUUCGACGUGCCAACUCCCCUGCAAAUUCCCGUGUCUACGUCAGUGAACGCUUGUAGACCGGAAAAUGUGUUUUAAUUGAAUGCGAUUAAAUUUAACAAAGAAAAGAAAAUUAGGAGCGGAAAAAAGUAUAAAAAUACAUUUGAAGCUAAACGAUGGAAAUACCAACUGCUGUCAGCUGCUUUCACUUUUUUCUUUGAUAAUAUUAUUUUUAAAAGUAUAAGUUUUUCCCCUUUUUUAUAUUUUUAAGAGAAAUGGAGAUUUUUUUACAAUAAUUUCUGAAAAAAAGAAAAUAUUUUCGAAUUAAAAUUAAAUAAAUAUAAUUUUAACAUUAUUUAGUCAAGUCAUCGAAAGAAAUAUUAUUAUUUUUAGUUUUAUUAUGUAUUAAAAAAAAAUAACAAUAAAUUAUAAUUAUUGGUUCAAAAUAUUAUUUUUUUAAUUUUUUUAUUUGUUUCGUUCAUUAAGUUCCCUCAUGUGGCCAAAUACUACCCAAAAAAAGAAAAAUAUAUAUUUAUUAUAUAUAAUUAUCAAUUAUGCUACAAAAUAAGAAAAAAAAAUAUUAAAAAAUAAAUAAAUAAGGUAAGGUUCUUCUACUUAAAAUGCAACGAACAUUAUAUCGGACUUGGUGAAACGAGAUAAAUAAACGAGAUGGUUCCUUUUUUUAUUAUUUUUUUUUAUUAAAAAAUUAUUUUUUAUAUUUUAAUUUAAUCUACACAGAAUGAUUUGAACGGUUCUUAAAUCUAAACGCAAUUCAAUUAAAAUACAAUUGAAAAAAAAAUAAACGCUGCUAACAUUCAUUCGAUUUUUAAAUAAAAAAAAAAAACAUUUUUAUCGCAACUCAUUUGUAAAACACACAAAAUAAAUGCAACCAUACAUUUUAAACUGAAUUUCUAUCAAAUCGCCCAUCAAUCGUAAAAAAAUAAAAUAAUUAAAAAAAAAAUACAAGACAAAAAACCACCAGAAGUCGAUAAGCAAGAAAAUUAGUAGAAAACAAUAUUAAUAAUGACAGUAUAAUAUUUAGAUAAAAACAAUUUUAAUACAAAAAAAACACACAAGUAAUAAAAAAGCAUAAAAAUACAUGUAAUAGUUCAAGUUCAUAUGAUAAGAAAAAAAUAAUCGAAAAAAAGUAGAUGUAAUUUUUAUUACUUAUACACUACAUAUUAUUAUUAAAUAUAUAUAUUAUAUACAACAUAUAUACUAAUGGAAUAACAGAAACCAUACAUACUAGAUUGAAUUAAAUUCCAGGUGUUCUUGAAAAAGUCGGAAUAGUUUGUAUUUUUUUAAUAUAGCUCAGUUCAUGUACCUAUUUGUUAUCUCUUAUUAAAUAAUGAAAAAAAUUAAAAUUUAAAAAUUGUUAAAA